Messenger RNA from Anas platyrhynchos (mallard), 5460 nucleotides. It is a transcript of the gene CHSY3, whose product is annotated as chondroitin sulfate synthase 3. Gene Ontology annotation, cellular component: Golgi cisterna membrane. Gene Ontology annotation, molecular function: glucuronosyl-N-acetylgalactosaminyl-proteoglycan 4-beta-N-acetylgalactosaminyltransferase activity. The record is from RefSeq and is a predicted model, not a curated record. NCBI's taxonomy places the organism in Eukaryota, Metazoa, Chordata, Aves, Anseriformes, Anatidae.
GCCCGCCCGGAGAAGUUUGCCUCGGGAGCAGCGCGGCCGCCCGGGCCGCCGCGGCGGGGCAAGGGAGCAGCGCCGGCAGCCGCCGGCCCGGGCCGGGGGUCGCCUCCGUCGGGACGCGGCGGGGGGACGCCGCCCCGGCCGCGCCAUGGCAGCGCGGUCCCGGAGACCCUGGCUGAGCGUGGUGCUGGGGCUGGUGCUGGGCUUCACCGCCGCCUCCUGGCUCAUCGCCCCCCGGGUGGCCGAGAUGAGCGAGAAGAAGAGGCGCGGCGCCAGCCUCUGCUCCUACUACGGGCGCUCGGCGGGGCCGGGGGCGGCCGGGGGCGCCGCGGUGGCGGGCGGGCAGCAGGCGGCUGCGGCGGUGCUGGGCGGCACGGGCGUGAGGAGCAGCCCCUGGGCGGAGGAGGGCACGGUGUCCAGCCCUGCCGGCGGCGGGGAAGGGGAGCCGGAGGAGGAGGAGGAAGGCGGCGAGAAGCGGAGCGGCCGGCCCGGCGGCAGCCACAACGGCAGCGGGGACUGGGGGGGCGCGGGGGGCUGCGCCAAGCCCCGCAACUUCCUCUACGUGGGGGUGAUGACGGCCCAGAAGUACCUGGGCAGCCGGGCGGUGGCGGCCCAGAGGACGUGGGCGCCCUCGGUGCCGGGCCGCGUGGAGUUCUUCUCCAGCCAGGGCUCCGCCGCGCCCCCCGGGCUGCCCCCGCUGCCCGUCGUCGCCCUGCCCGGCGUGGACGACUCGUACCCGCCGCAGAAGAAGUCCUUCAUGAUGAUCAAGUACAUGCACGACCACUACCUGGACAAGUACGAGUGGUUCAUGCGGGCGGACGACGACGUUUACAUCAAAGGUGAAAAAUUGGAGGAGUUUCUUCGCUCAUUGAACAGCAGUAAACCUCUGUACUUGGGACAGACUGGUCUGGGCAAUAUUGAAGAACUCGGAAAACUGGGGCUUGAGCCUGGAGAGAAUUUCUGCAUGGGAGGGCCAGGAAUGAUCUUCAGCCGGGAGGUCCUCAGGAGGAUGGUGCCACACAUAGGUGAAUGCCUUAGGGAGAUGUACACCACUCACGAGGACGUGGAGGUGGGAAGGUGUGUCCGAAGGUUUGGAGGAACACAGUGUGUUUGGUCAUAUGAGAUGCAACAAUUGUUUCAUGAAAACUAUGAACAUAAUCGGAAGGGUUACAUUCAAGAUCUUCACAACAGCAAGAUUCACACAGCCAUAACCCUUCAUCCAAACAAAAGACCAGCCUACCAAUACAGGCUUCACAAUUAUAUACUGAGCCGCAAAAUUUCUGAACUGCGCUAUCGGACCAUCCAGCUCCAUAGGGAACGUGCCCUCAUGAGCAAGCUCAGUAACAGUGAAAUAAAUAAAGAAGAUCAGCAACUGGGAGUGUUACCAUCUUUCAAUCAUUUCCAGCCACACGAAAGGGAUGAAGUCAUUGAGUGGGAAUUCCUAACAGGAAAAUUUCUUUACUCAAUGGUGGAGAACCAGCCACCCCGGCAGAGCCUGAGCAGUGUCCUGCGGGCUGCACUGGAUGAUGCUGUAAUGCAAGUCAUGGAAAUGAUAAAUGAGAACUCAAGAUCUAGAGGAAGGCUGAUUGAUUUCAAGGAAAUACAGUAUGGCUACCGUAGGGUGGACCCUAUGCAUGGAGUGGAGUACAUCCUGGAUUUACUACUUUUGUACAAAAGGCACAAAGGAAGGAAAGUUACAGUUCCAGUGAGACGUCAUGCUUACCUUCAGCAAUUGUUUAGCAAACCUUUCUUCAGAGAAGCAGAAGAACUGGAUGUAAGAAGCCUGCUGGAGGAUACCAACACUGACACACAAUCUUUUUCUUUUCUUUCAAAUUCUUUAAAAUUUUUUUCCUCAUCGUUCCAAGGCACCAAAGACAUUGAGGGACACAGUGACAAGAAAAUACAUAUUCUUGUCCCUCUUAUGGGAAGAUUUGACAUUUUCUCAAGAUUUAUGGAUAACUUUGAGAAGACUUGCUUGAUUCCCAGGCAGAAUGUAAAGUUGGCAAUAAUUCUCUUCAGUUCUGAGUCAGGCCAAGACUCCAGCAAACACAUAGAACUGUUGAAAGACUAUAACAUUAAGUAUCCUACAGCAGAUAUGACUCUGAUUCCUAUGGCAGGAAAGUUUUCCAGAGGUUUAGGUCUUGAAAUGGCCUCAUCUCAAUUUGACAAUGGCACCUUGCUUCUGUUCUGUGACGUUGAUCUGAUAUUCACACCAGACUUCCUCCAGCGAUGCAGAGAGAACACUAUUCAGGGAGAACAGGUUUACUACCCUAUCAUCUUCAGCCAAUAUGAUCCAAAAGUAGUAUAUGGAGGCAAUCCUCCAGCUGACAGUAGUUUUGUUUUCACAAAAAGAACUGGAUUUUGGAGGGAGUAUGGAUUUGGAAUAACCUGUAUUUACAAAAGUGAUCUACUUACUGCUGGUGGAUUUGAUACCUCAAUUCAAGGCUGGGGACUUGAGGAUGUAGACCUCUAUACUAAAGUGAUAACAUCUGGCUUGAAGGCUUUUAGAAGUCAAGAAGUCGGAGUUGUUCAUAUUUUUCACCCAGUUCAGUGUGACCCCAAUUUAGAUCCGAAACAAUAUAAAAUGUGCUUAGGGUCCAAAGCAAGUACAUUUGCUUCUACCAUGCAGCUUGCGGAACUCUGGCUAGAGAAAAAUUUGGGUGUCAGGUACAAUCGAACUCUCUCCUGACAUAUCAACUCAUUUGGCCUUUUAAGGGGAGUUUACCUCAUUAUUAUUAUUAUUAUUAUUGUUAUUAUUGUUGUUAUUAUUUUAUUUUGCUGUUGUAUUUUUAAACUCCCUCUUUGUUGUCUUCCAAAGACUGUUGACCUCAAACAAGAUGAGUCUGCUGUUCACUGAUGUUUCUUAUACCUACUGAACUGGUUAAGUGAAUUCUGUCAGUUUUCCUUUAUUUGAAAGUCAGUCAAGUCAUGGCAAUCAUAUGAUCCCGUGGAGCACAUCCAUCAUGAGAGACUGCAUCAGAGGAGUGUUCUCUUUUGACUUUAGGAUGCAGUAUCAUUUUUGUUGCAUUUCUCAGACUUGAUGUGAUACAAAUAUUUACUGGUGAAGGUACCACAAAAGUGCUUUAUGCUUCUUCUGGGGAUGGAACUCUGUUAGAUAAACUUGAGUUUUAUAAUUUAUAUCAGGACUUAUAUGUAUAAACACUACUUUUCUUCAUCUUUAAAAUUUUUAAAGUAAAUGAAUAACUAUGAUUGUAACUUUAUUUUUAAAAAAAAAGAAAAAAAAAGAAAAACUGAGGAGUUACUUGCGAAUGCAACUGGUACUGGCUACCAAGGUCCUUAAAUGUCUUAUUAGAAUAACAAACUCCUCAUUAUUAUUCAUUCUAAGUGUAAAUGAACUUUAUUUUCACAAGAAACAGAAUCUAGUCAAAUCCUCAUGUACACUUUAGGACAUUUGUGAACCAAUGUCCUACAUUUGCAGGCAAGAAACUAUGACACAAAAUAGUAAUUUAUGAUAAAGUGCAGGCAUACAGUAUUAUUUUUUCAAGCAUAUAGUAUAAGUUGCCGUUUCUCUUUUUAGAAUGAGUCUCUAAUAUAUAAUUUUCUUUUACAUUCCCUUCUUGAGGCUGCACUUGAUACAGAGUGUUAGAAGUAAAAGCUGUAUCUUUUUUAUUUUUAUUUUUUUUUAAUGUUUUUCGUGAAUAUUGGUACUCGGAAGCAAUUUGGUGUUAAAAUUAAAGUAAUUGUAGAAUAAUUAUUUAAGUUUCAGAAUUUACUAUUGCUGGUCAAAAUUCCUUGCCAAUAUAUUUAUAUUAGUGGAGGUUGUAAGACUAUGUUAAGAUCUAUCUCUCUGGACAGCCUGACGUUGUCAUAUUACCAAUUGACAGAGUAAAGUAUUUAAAAUGAUACCAACAUAAGGAAUAAUGAAAACAACUUUUUGUAUUUUAGAUAAAUGUUUAUAUGGGGAUAUAUAUUUAUGUGUGUGUGUGAGUGUGUGUGUGUGUGUGUGUGUGUGUGCUUAUGUCCCUAUAUAUAUAUAUAUAUAUAUAAAUAGAAAGAGAAUCAUUUCAAAAGGUGGUCUUUUCAGUUCAGGUAGUGAUUUGUUGCAAUUAUUUUUCCCACAUGCUUGUAACAUUUCAUGUUACAAUUUGGUUAGAGCUCAAAGUCAUGCAAGAAACCAUCAGCAUUCAGCCAAACUUAAGUUAACACAGUGGGUACAUCCAAUAACCUCAGUACCCUGGAUUUCAAAUUGUAUUUCAGAAUGAACUGGGCAAAAGAAUGCAAGCAAUUGCUGAAGUUUUCACAUGCUAAAUACUUUUUCAAGAGCAACUGACCUCCUCUGUGUUUCCUUUCAAACUACAACCAGGAGAUUGGAAUUCACUAACGUGUCUUUUUGUGUGAAGAUACCCUGAUAAAUUUCCUAAGGCACUGGGAGGUUGCAUAGGUCAGUUAAUAUCUCUUUUCUAUGGGUGGCUGUUCUGCAUUUGCUAUGCAAGGAAAAAGGCAUCCCCAAAAGGGAAUAAGUAAACUCUGAGUCAAAGGGCUGGCUGUGGCCUUUUUGUAUUCUUUAAACAUAGUCAUCCCCAUUGCCUUGGAACAGGUAGUAUUUGUGCUAGAUCAGAACAGAUUCAUGCUUUUCUCCCCUCCCCAAGGAAUGCUCCUGGCUUGUUAUUCUCAUGGAGGCUCUUUCCUUCCUAGCUCAGUUUUGUUAGCUCAGAUAUUUGGGGAAAAUAAAAUUUAGUAUUAAUUAUGAAGGAUUUCUUGUGAACUUCUCUUUCAGCUUGAAUGAGUGCAAAGCUCUUUCUAUGGUCAGCUAGAUAGCCAAGAACAAGAAACGUGUUUUAUUUGAUUAAUCUCAGCUAACUGACGCAACUCAGAUUGCAAAUAUCUGAAAAUGAAUACCCGUUGAUAAAUGUUUGUGAUGAUUUCAUAAACAUGAAUGAAAAUAAUGAUUUACAAAUAAGUGUAAAGAGAUAAUUAUCUGCUGAGGUAUAAUCCAGUGCUUAUUUCAUUUUUUAGUUUAGUGGACAGAAAGUAUUUGUUCAGCUCAAAGUAAAAUAGUAGACUAGAACAAGAAAUGGAACCAAUCAUUCAAUGGGGAUCAAGAUGUAUACAGAGGGCUUGCAGGAUCAGGUCCUAAGUGAUAUAAGCAAAAUGCUAGUAUUUACCAGUAUGAAUAUUUAUUUAGUGUCUGACUGGUUCAUUUGUUUAUAUGAUGAAUUACUUUGUUAAAAAACUGAUUAUAAAUGUUUAUUAUGAAAUAUUGCAUUGUCUUUUGAAAUAACUAUCCUGAGAUAACUUGAGAACUUGUGUUAGUUUGUUUAAAGAAUAAUAUGCCUUCUAUGGAGAUCAUAUUAAAAAAAAAAAAGAAAAAAAAAAGAAAAAAAAAAAGCACAAAAGUGUUAGAGUAAUGUUAUGGAUGUAUAGAUUAAGAUGGGAAUGUCUGUGCUAUUCAACUGUUUGCUUUUGUCUAGUCUGAAUCAUAAUCUUGAUUGUAAAAUGAAA